GGGGCCGUCCAUCGCUGUGGACACCGCCUGUUCGGCCAGUUUGACGGCACUGGCGCUGGCCGUCAACGAUAUGCUAUUGGGUAACGUGGAGCGAGCGGUGGUAUGCGGCUGCAACAUUAACCUAGAGCCAAUAGUAAUACAAUGCCAACAAGAGGUGGGCGCGUGCUCGCCGAGAGGUGUGUCGGCCCCGAUGGACGCCUCGGCCGACGGGUACGUCAAGUCGGACGCCGUGUGCGCUGUGCUGUUGGAGCGCCGACGAGACGCCCGCCGACUAUACGCCACGUUAAGAGCCGUACGGCUCAAUGCGAACGGCUUUAAACCCGACGGUAUGUUAAGGCCGUCCGGCGCCGCGCAGGAGGCGCUAAUGCGGCGCGCGUACGGCGACGUUGGCGUAGACCCCAGUCACGUGACGCACGUUGAGUUGCAUUGCGCGGGUACUCAGGCCGGUGAUUUUGCGGAAAUCAACGCCGUUUACAACGCGUACUGCAAACCGACGGCCCGUACUGAGCCGUUGCCGUUGGGGGCGUUGAAGAGCAAUAUGGGUCACGCGGAGGGCGCCGCUGGUUUGGCAGCUCUUAUCAAAGUGCUGAUCGCCUACGAAAACGAAUGCAUUCCACCAAAUAUUAAUCUACAUCAUUUGAGAGAUGACCUAGCAUCAUUGAUGCCUUUUGUCAUGCCUGUCGUAAAGGCUUAUGAUUACAAGCCAGGUUUGGCAGCGGUUGACAGUCUGGGUGUUGGCGGUGCGAACGCACACGUAUUGCUCGAACCCAACUAUAAGUUGGCCGCAAGUGAUGGCCGUCACCGACGGGUCGCCGAUAUUAUGCCCAGAAUUGUCAACAUUUGCGGCAGAAGUGAAGAGUCCGUCAAAUUUAUAAUGGAUUUUAUUGAAAAUAAUCCGCAAAAAAUAACGAAUGAUUUUUUGGCACUUUUGUCGCAAACAAUGAAAUAUAGGCCUAAUGUUAACUCUGCGGGAAUGCCGUUCAGGGGCUCAAUUAUAAUAAAGAAAAUUAGCGACGAAAUGAACUGCGAUAUAAAAUAUGAAUACAAGAGACAAAUGGCAGUUACGCGCGACAAAGCGCUGAGACCUCUAUGGGUACUGUUCCCGGGUUUGGGCGGUCAGUGGCCGGCGAUGGCCAGGGCUUUGAUGCCAAUCAAGACGUUCGCCGACACUAUCGACGUAUGCCAUCAAACGGUUAGCGAAGAGUUUGGCAUCGAUUUGAAACACAUAUUACUAUCGGACGACACGACAGCCAUCGACACAAUGCUCGCCAAAUUUGUGGCCACGACUGCCGUUCAGAUGGCAUUGUUUUCGGUCAUCAAAAUACUGGACAUUACUGUCGACGGCAUAAUUGGUCACUCGUUUGGUGAGAUAGCGUGCGGUUACGCCGACGGGUGCCUAACGCUCAGGGAGGCGAUGAUUUAUGUGGCCCUUCGGGGAGUAAUUACGGUACAAAUACCGGAAGGACUGAUGGCAGUGGUCGGCCUGUCAAGAGACCAGGCGCUGACAUACUGUCCAAACGGUGUAUAUAUUGCCUGUAAUAACGGAGAGCGAAGUGUUGUCAUUACGGGUCCAAUGAAUGAAAUGUUGGAAACAAUUAAACAAUUAAAAGCGGAUAACGUAUUUGUGCGCCAAUUAGACAGCAAUCACAUCCCAUACCAUUCGCAAUACGUAAGCGAAUUGGCUAAAAACCAGAGCACAGCCACCGAUAAAUACGGCCUAAAGCCAGGCCUUAGGUCCGGGAAAUGGUUGUCCACAGCGGUGUUCAGAGGGGAACCGGAGGACCGGCGGCUGGCCUACAGUGACGGCCGCUAUCAUCACUACAACAUGAUAAGCGAAGUCCGGUUUUACCCGCAAUUGCAAACAUUGCCGCCAAACGCCUGUGUAUUAGAGUUGGGUCCGCACCCGUUGUUCCGGCAAAUAGUGGCCCAAACGCUGCCGCAGAGCAGCCAUAUAUCGCUUAUGAAACGUGACUCAAACGCCACUAAUAUGGAUACGUUUCUGGCAGGUGUAGCCAAAUUAUACCAACUCGGUUACAAUCCGUCCGUCGAGCGCCUAUACCAGCCGGUUGUGUGGCCGGUGCCGAGGGGUACGCCGUCUAUCUCAUCGUUGAUCAAAUGGGAUCACAACCGGCGAUACUCUGUGCGCUGUUUUGGGGAUAAUUAUUGCCGCUCAACGGCCGGCGACUCCACUGUUAUUGUCGAUCAUAUGCUGAAUCAGGACUUAUUUUUUAUGGAUCACGCACUGGACGGCCGGCCCAUAUACCCGGCCACCGGUCACGUGAUGCUCGCGUGGCGUAAAGUGGCCCAAAGUGUUGGAAAACUUUGGACAGACUGUCCGGUGGUGUUUGAACACGUACAAUUCAAACGGGCCGUGUUUUUAUCGCAAACGGCUAACACUAAACUCGUAGUGAAAUACUAUCGACCAUCAGGUGAGUUUGGCAUUUACGAAAACGACCAACUGUGCGUAACUGGAAUGUCAUACCCUAUUAUUAACAACAAUACUAAUACUACUAUCAACUCGACAAAUGAGCACACUCGUCAACAACAUCAAUCAGCGCUAAUUCCUCAGCACACCAUCGCUCAGUGGCUACCUGUGUUGGACGGGCGCCGGUGGCCGUACGCCAUAGGCCGGGCGGACAUCUAUAAAAACAUAGGUGCGCUGGGCUUAGAUUUUGGGCCCGCGUUUCAGAGACUACGCUCCUUUUGUACCGACGAUUUCCGGGUGGCGUACGGCCGAUGCGAAUGGACCGGCAAUCCGGUGACCUAUUUGGACGGUAUGUUCGCCGCAAUGAUGUUUCUAUCGACGUUGCGUACAAUGAUUGUCGGCCACACUAUACGCGCCAUACGUAUCGAUCCAUUCGUUUUGUUUGAUAGUAUUAGGGCCCAAAAUCGAUCGCAACAAUUGGCCAAUGUCGAUUCGAAUUGCGAUUUGCAACUAGAUCAGGUAAUUGAGCAAGAUACUAACAGUGAUAAUGCAAUGGCUAAUCGAGAAAAAUUUAAUAAACGUUUUGCCAUAUGUUCGGCGGAUAUGCCGUUGCGAUACGACACUCGCACCGGACAACUGGUGUCUCCCGGACUUGAAAUGGAGGGCCUGACUGUGCAACCCGUGCCCUAUCGGCCGGAAACUCAUUUAGUUCUCGAGUCUUACGAGUUUUGUCCAAACAAUGAUAUGGUGGCCAUCGAUGACAGUAUGCGCGCCGAGAUGUUGCAAUAUAUUGAGAGGAAACCGGAAUACGAUUUAUGCAAUGAUAUGUUAAACGAAAUCCAAACAAACGAUCGACUAUUUAAAUGUGUUGUAGACAUGGUUUGCGAAAACUAUGGCAACGCCAACGAGCUAUGCGCAUGGGAGCCAAGUGUUAGUGGCCUAUGUAUAACACCAUCUCAUUUGAUUAUAAUGAGAGACUCACAAGAGUUAUGGCCAUUGGAUUUGAAUACGUUUAUACAAGACUUGUAUGACUCCAUAGAAAACAAUGGAUUUCUAUUAACAGUAUUUCGGUAUAAGUUUACGGAACCGGAGAUCGCAUUGAAUUCAUUGCAAACAACAAAUGCUGUGAAUAAUAAUGAUUUGGAUUUACGUCUGAAAGCGUUUCAAUCAGUUUCGGUUAAAAUUGGUUUCAAAAUAAUUGCCACAAAAUAUGACACAAUAGGAAGCGCUGUCCUAUUGUUCAGAAGGGUUGACACAAUACAUGAAAUUCCCGCAACUAAUAAUGUAAUCAAUAUAACGCAGGAUUACGCUAAAUGGCUUCAAAUACUAAUUGACAAUAUAAUUAAAGCCAAAGAAUCAAACAAAAUAUGUAAUAAUGUAUGGCUUAUGGGAAGUGAUGGUCCAAUUAAUGGUAUGAUUGGUUUAAUUAAUUGUUUGCGUUUGGAAACUGGCGGACAGAUAUUGCGGUAUAUUUUUCAUUACGAUAAAAAUAUUUCAAUGCCCGAUACCGUGGAUUUCAAUGCCCGACCAUAUUGGGAAAUAUUGGCCAACGAUUUGGUCGCUAACGUAAUUAAAGGCGGAGUUGUGGGCACUUAUAGGCACUUAAAAAUGCCCAAAGAUUACGACAAGUGUUUAUCAAACAAUUACUAUUUAAAUACGGGUUUAACACGUGAUAUAUCGUCUCUUCAAUGGUUUAACGAGCAAAACGUGGUGACACUUGAAUCCGAUAUUAAUAAUACAAAUGACACCAAAACCCGUAUCGAAAUCUACUACUCGGGUAUAUCCACUCGUGAUAUAAUGGCCACCACUGGUAAUUUGCCAAGUUUAACGGACCCCAUGCUUACCGAUUGCCAGCUCGGGCUAGAGUUUAGUGGUCGCCGUUUGGACACCGGGCAGCGGGUGAUGGGCGUAGCCCCGGGGGGCCGAUGUCUCGCAACUACUGUGUCGGUGCCCAUCACCCAUAUCUGUCCCAUUCCCGGCCACUGGUCUAUGGCUGAGGCGGCCACUAUUAUGACCGCGUAUUGUACCGUAUAUUAUGGACUUAUUAAAUUGGCUAAUAUUAAGAAAGGUGAAAGUGUGUUGAUACACAACGGGUCGGGCGACGUGGGUCUGGCGGCUAUCAAUGUGUGCCAACACUACGCGUGCAAUAUCUAUGUGACGGUCGGGACUGAGGAGAAGGGCCGGUAUAUACGUGACAAGCAUAACAUACCGGUGAACCGGAUAUUCAGCGCCGCCAACGACGCCGGACUCGACGUUUGGCUAAUGGCUGAGACCGAUGGCCGGGGCGUCGACAUUGCGCUUAGCACCGGGCCUUCCGGCGGUGGCCAAUGUGGCUCUCAAUCGCUGGCCAAUGGGGGCCGGUUUGUCGACGUGGGUAAUAAUGACUGGCCGAUUGGCAACGCGCCAACUAUGCCGCACCGGGAGGUGCAAUACAUACGACUGUCGGCUGACUCGCCCGCCAAACGGGAUACCAAUUUUAUGAUCGAGUUUUACGCCUGGAUUCGGGACAACUGUCGGUCGGCCAACGGUGUGGGCGGCCGGGCAUGCGUUCGGCCGCUAAAAUACACGACAUUUCCGGCGACCAAAGUUACCGACGCUUUCUGCGGUCUGACCGGCGGCGCACACGUCGGCAAAGUUAUCAUCAAACACCGGGACGACGACGGCGCCGACACUCAGCCUAUCAGUCCGGCCCAUCAUAUAGUGGUCGCCCGUAAGGCGUGUUUCUGUUCGCGCAAAGUGUAUAUAAUUACUGGCGGUUUGGGCGGCGUUGGGCUCGAGUUGAUGGCUUGGAUGCACUACAGGGGCGCCCGAAAGUUUGCGCUCACAUCCCGGUCCGGUUUGCGCACAGAGUAUCAAACGUUUGUUAUAAAUCGUAUGCAAUCGUACGCCAACAACGCCGAUGGUAAUUAUCAGAGGCCGGAAAUAUUAAUAUCGACCGCCAAUGGGUUAACCAGUGAAGGGUGUGAGCAACUGCUCCGGGAGGCCCAGCGUAUGGGCUCUAUCGGCGGUGUAUUUCAUUUGGCGCUCGUAUUGAACGAAUCGUUGGCCGAGAAUAUGACUGUCGAGAGGUUCGCCGAGUCGGCCGACACUAAGGGUCGGGUGUUUGAAAAUCUGGAUCAACUGACGCGCCGUUUACUCGACUAUAAAGUCGACUAUUUUGUGGUGUUUUCGUCCAUAUCGUGCGGCAAAGGGUUCGCCGGGUAUUCAAACUACGCGUACGGAAACUCUGUGUGCGAACGGCUGUGCGAACGCCGGCGUAGGGAUGGUCUGCACGGACUGGCCGUACAGUACGGCCUGAUUGGCGACGUCGGUGCUUAUGAGGGACGCCAGGAGUACGAGUCGGCGACGCUGUGCCGCAAACAACGAGUGCACUCGUGUUUUAACGUAUUGGAAAAACUGUUGGCCACUGAAUACCCGAUCGUUGCAUCGCAGUUGUACGAUGACGAUCGGUCGGCCAUAUUAACGGUCAAUACGGGCACACGACUGAUGGGCGAGUUAUGGUCAGUGUUGGGCGUCGACCCGUGCAAUACACCCGACGACAUAACUAUCGGCGAGAUAGGCAUCGAAUCGCUGUUUGCCAUACGAAUGCAAAACGAGUUUACAGACCGACUGGCGCUCAACGUAUCGCUCACUCAUAUCAAACACAUGACUGUAGGCAUGUGUAAGGCGUACGCCGAGGGCAACCCGGAGCCCAUACGACAGUGCAUUGCCAAACAAAAAGCCAUA
Molecule: messenger RNA, 6151 nt
Organism: Medioppia subpectinata
Lineage: Eukaryota; Metazoa; Arthropoda; Arachnida; Sarcoptiformes; Oppiidae
Source: the annotation of a GenBank genome assembly